AUGGAGAUAUGGUCAAGGGCCACCUCCAGCGACUCUUCUGUCGAUCUUAACGAGUCGAAAGUCCCGUCGAUCAUUAUUUGCAAUACGGUGCUCAUAGUGGCAUCCACAAUCGCGCUCGCGGUGCGACUGUUGGUCCGAACUCGAUAUCUAUCAGGGAUUGCGAUGGACGAUGUAUUUUGUGUCAUUGGUUGGGUAUUUGGGGUUAUCGAAUGUCUAGUGUGUAUAUCAAUGACAAACUACGGGUAUGGAAGACACAUCGGAACUGUGACACAGGAGAGCACAUUGUCAAUAUUUUUGAAGCUUGACUUCGUUACGGAAAUCACCUAUUUGCUCUCGUUGGGCGCGAUCAAACUCUCGUUUUGUUUCUUCUACUUGAGGAUUUUUCCAGGCGACACUCUUCGCAAAAUCUCUUGGGCAUUGGUGGUAAUUAUAAUUGCAGAGACGAUAGAGGAGGUCUUCGUCGUCAUUUUCCAGUGCAGUCCAGUUUCAAAAGCAUGGGAUGCAUCCGCUGAAGCGCCGGGAAAAUGUCUCUCACUGGGGGCAUUUUACUACAUUUCGUUCGGAAUUCGGCUGGUUACAGAUAUUGCCAUAUUCGUCCUUCCGAUCCCCAGAUUGCUACAACUGCAAAUGACGGUCGGCAAACGAGCAGGCCUAGUUUUCAUGUUUGGGCUCGGUGUUCUUGUUGUUGUGACGAGUAUCAUUCGAAUUACGUAUCUCAACAAUUUCUCUCUGGACCAUACAUGGUCUCUCGUGAACACAUUGAAUUGGUCAUCAGUGGAGCUCGGCGUGGCCAUUUUCAUUGCCUGUUUCCCCUCAUUCAAGACGCUUGUGACCGUCCGAUUCCCCGGGCUCCGCCGUAUCUUAGGUCUAUCCAGUAACCGAAGUUGUGGGCGGUACGAAAUGUAUGGGGCAUCGGGUCGCCGGACGGAUGAUCCCCGAUCGUGGGCCGGUCGGGCCCACGCAAAUACCAAACUCGGGCAUAUCACCACAUCCUCGCAGGCUCAGAUAAAGGUCGAAGCAAGUCGCAUUGGAUCAGAGGAGUACAUUCUAGCGUCGGAUUCACCGGUCGGGAUCCAGGUUACGACAGACGUGAGCGUGAAUCGGUCGGAGAGUACGACACCUUCGGGUCCUUGUGUUGUGAAUUGGCCCCUCAAGUAA
Messenger RNA from Penicillium verhagenii, 1158 nucleotides. RefSeq lists its product as uncharacterized. The transcript has 6 exons. The coding region runs from base 1 to 1158 and encodes 385 amino acids. NCBI's taxonomy places the organism in Eukaryota, Fungi, Ascomycota, Eurotiomycetes, Eurotiales, Aspergillaceae. The record is from RefSeq and is a predicted model, not a curated record.